AUGGCCGACGUUGACAUGACCGAUGCGCCACCCGUGGCCAAGAAGAAGGGUUCUGAGGUCGAAGCAAAGAAGCGUUUCGAGGUCAAGAAGUGGAACGCCGUCGCCCUGUGGGCCUGGGACAUCGUCGUUGACAACUGCGCCAUCUGCCGAAACCAUAUUAUGGAUCUCUGCAUCGAGUGUCAAGCGAACCAGGCUUCCGCUACCAGCGAGGAGUGCACAGUUGCUUGGGGCAUCUGCAACCAUGCUUUCCAUUUCCACUGCAUCUCUCGGUGGCUCAAGACUCGUCAAGUCUGCCCUCUAGACAACAGGGACUGGGAGUUCCAGAAGUACGGCCGGUAA
Diaporthe batatas is the source of this 339-nucleotide messenger RNA. Its product is annotated as SCF ubiquitin ligase complex subunit HRT1. Gene Ontology annotation, molecular function: zinc ion binding; cullin family protein binding; ubiquitin protein ligase activity. Lineage: Eukaryota; Fungi; Ascomycota; Sordariomycetes; Diaporthales; Diaporthaceae. Bases 1 to 339 code for a protein of 112 amino acids. Gene Ontology annotation, biological process: ubiquitin-dependent protein catabolic process; protein ubiquitination. Gene Ontology annotation, cellular component: nucleus; cullin-RING ubiquitin ligase complex. The transcript is spliced from 4 exons. The record is from RefSeq and is a predicted model, not a curated record.